UCACUCUGAAAAUAUACGUAAGGGAUUGUUGAAUUCACAAAUAAUUGCAAUAGCGUAGCCUGACAAUUUGCAAAGCGAUACCAUGGCCGACGAAAGCAUCACGCGAAUGAACCUCUCGGCCAUCAAGAAGAUCGACCCGUAUGCGAAGGAGAUCGUGGACUCGUCCUCGCACGUCGCCUUCUACACGUUUAACUCUGAGCAGCAGUGGGAAAAAACUGACGUCGAGGGAGCGUUCUUUAUAUACCACCGCAACGCGGAGCCCUUUCACAGCAUCUUCAUCAACAACCGACUGAACACCACGUCCUUCGUGGAGCCGAUCACCGGCAGCCUGGAGCUACAGUCGCAGCCACCGUUCCUGCUCUACCGCAACGAGCGUUCCCGCAUCCGGGGCUUCUGGUUCUACAAUAGCGAGGAGUGCGACCGCAUCAGCGGCUUGGUGAAUGGACUGCUAAAGUCCAAGGACCAGGGAUCCAACGGCCAGGCCCAGCGCCUUGCCCCCGCGCCCCAACAGCCCAAGCAGGAUAACGCCAGCAUAUUCAAUAUGCUGAGCAAGGCGCAAAAGGACUAUAACGCCCAGGUGAGCGGCCAACCGAAGACGCCGUCGGCGGAGAACGUGACGGCCGGCAAUGUGCUCAAGUUCUUUGAGUCGGCCAAGCAGGCUACGGCGGAGUCUCUGUUCCAUCGUGUUCAGCCGCUGUCCGUGGACCAGCUGGAGAAGCAGCAGCGCGCAGGCACUCCUGGCGAGGAUCUGCUGCCUUCGGCGGGCAGGGACAACCAAGAGAGCCGGCUGUCGCCGUUCCAGAAGGCCCAGCAGUUGAAUACCCAGCUCCUGAGUGAGCUAAAGAUCGGGAAGAGCUAUGCUCCUGCCACAUCUCCAACCAGUGCUCCGACCUCGUCGGCCCUGAUGGUCAACGACGAUGCCGGCAAGUGCUUACGGCGAUUGCUGGCUGGGGACAAGCCCGGACCGGCUCUCAUGCCGCCGACCAUGUUCGAUGCCCCCAACAAUGGUAACCCGGAGCCCCAGCAGCCCCUCAACUCGACGCAGUUCGUCCAGGCCUUCACGUACCUUAUCCAGAACGAUAAGGAGUUCGCCAACAAGCUGCACAAAGCCUAUCUGAACGGCUGUUCCAAUCUUCUGCUGGACUCCAGCCCCACAUACAAUCAAUAAACAGAAAUUUUCAACAUUUCCGAAA
This is a messenger RNA of Drosophila rhopaloa, 1193 nucleotides long. It is a transcript of the gene DCP1, whose product is annotated as mRNA-decapping enzyme 1A. Lineage: Eukaryota; Metazoa; Arthropoda; Insecta; Diptera; Drosophilidae. The transcript has a single exon. Gene Ontology annotation, cellular component: P-body. The record is from RefSeq and is a predicted model, not a curated record. Gene Ontology annotation, biological process: deadenylation-dependent decapping of nuclear-transcribed mRNA; positive regulation of catalytic activity; deadenylation-independent decapping of nuclear-transcribed mRNA. Bases 83 to 1168 code for a protein of 361 amino acids. Gene Ontology annotation, molecular function: mRNA binding; enzyme activator activity.